AGUCAGAUACUUGUUUUUUAUUCAGGAAUUUACGUUCUCCCGAAAACUAGGGUUACAUAAAAGUCAAGGUCACCUCAUGUAUUGACAUUGUAUAUAUAACAAAUGUAAUGUAUAUUUCUGUAUCAUUAGAGUUUAUAUACCGGAUGUUACUACAGCUACACGGUAUGGCUGCCUUGUGUCUGUCGUUUACGAUUUUGUUGGGGGUCCUGACCCUGGCAGAGGCCAACACGAUUCCGGCUGGAACCUGUAUGUACAAAGGCAACAAGUGUCCAGUGUACAAUGUUAUUUCUAACCAUGAGGGAUACGAACUGCGAUAUUACGAGCAAUCGUCCUGGGUGGCCACGAGUGAAAAUGUGAGAGAGUACACAGGAAACGUGAGCCGCCAGCUGUAUUUCAGACUGAGGGACUACAUUCAAGGCAACAACGUUAAUAAUGAAGUUUUGAACAUGACUGUCCCUGUAUUGACUGAGCGAGGGAACCCAAACGUCAACGGGCUCACUACAUACACCAAAUAUUUCUUUCUUACUGACCCAAAUGCCCCAGAACCAAGAGCAGAGAAUGUGUUCAGGUACAACAGACCAGCAUUUGGAGCUUAUGUAAGGAGAUAUGGAGGGAGACCCAAUUACCAGGAAAAGGAAGCCCAACUUGAAAAACUCAAACAGAGCCUUCAAGACACCUCCCUUUAUAACCUCGACAAGGCCUACUUUGCUGGCUAUAACCCCCCAUGGGAUAAUAUUGGGAGACGGAAUGAGGUUUGGGUCGAGGCCAUCAUGACUAAUGUCUAAAUCGAUAGAUCGUAUAUGACUACGGGGUGAUAUCGGAUGCCAGAAUAAGCAUGACUAUAAACACUAGAGUAUGAUGUUCAUAGUAUUUCCAUUUAUUUCUGUUCAUCACUCAUUAGCUUUAAAACAACUGAAACUGAUCUACGAUAAGAAUUCUAUAAAGGUAUAUAUAUGAAUUAUAGCUCAAAGCCUUGAUGAUGAUGAACACGGCCGCGUAGUUGAUGACUGGUACGACAUUCGGUCAUGAGCCAAGCAACUUACCUUCAGUUUGAGAUGACUAUAUAGAUAACAUUAAUAAAGCGUAGUGUAACAUUA
This is a messenger RNA of Pecten maximus, 1097 nucleotides long. Its product is annotated as heme-binding protein 2-like. The record is from RefSeq and is a predicted model, not a curated record. Lineage: Eukaryota; Metazoa; Mollusca; Bivalvia; Pectinida; Pectinidae. The transcript has 5 exons. Bases 108 to 785 code for a protein of 225 amino acids.